Lodderomyces pseudojiufengensis is the source of this 951-nucleotide messenger RNA. RefSeq names its product mitochondrial 37S ribosomal protein uS15m. The record is from RefSeq and is a predicted model, not a curated record. Gene Ontology annotation, molecular function: structural constituent of ribosome. Lineage: Eukaryota; Fungi; Ascomycota; Pichiomycetes; Serinales; Debaryomycetaceae. The transcript has a single exon. The coding region runs from base 1 to 951 and encodes 316 amino acids. Gene Ontology annotation, biological process: translation. Gene Ontology annotation, cellular component: ribosome.
AUGUUUAGAAAUCUGGUGCGUUUGCUCACAUCUGGACGACCUAUUAGUCUUAGGUUAUCUCAAACUCAAAAUGCUAUUUUGACACCAAGAUUAGCAUCAAAACAAUUUAUAGAACCAGAUACACCACAAAAGAAAGAACGUAAAUUAAGAAGAAGAGAGAAAAGAAUGAAGAAACAAAUAAUAAGAGAUGUGAAUACUUUGAAACAAUAUGAUGCAAAAAAUGUUCCAUAUCAAGUCGAUCCAGUUUUAGGUGAUCGUAGAUCAAAAUUUUUUUCAAGAAUAUUGGAGAAGAUUGAAGAUCAAGAAACAAAAUUAGCAAAUGGUAUAGAUAGAGUAGAGUUUGAAAAAAUUUUAUUUGCUGCUGAAAAAUUGUCAUUGGAGAAAGCUUCAAAUAAUGAAGAGAUUAGACAAAAUGUAAAAGCAGUUGAGGAAAGUAAGAAAAAAGCAGUAUUAACUAUACUAAAUUUAAAAAACACUGACUCGAAAGAUAAAAAGAAAUUAGCUAUACAAUAUGCAAGAGAGGAACUACAAAGAGAACCUGGUGACACUGCAUCUCCUGAAGUUCAAGCAGCUGUAAUGACAGUCAAAAUACAUUUUGGAAUGAAACAUAUAAAAGCGAAUAAAAAUGAUCAUGCAACCACUCAAGUAGUUAGAGAAUUAGUUCAGUAUAGACAAAAAAUUUUGAAAUAUUUGAAAAGGAAAGACCCUAAAAAGUAUUACUAUGCUUUAGCCAAAUUAGGAUUGACAGAUGACGUUAUUGAUACGGAAUUUUCCAUGGGUAGACAAUACUUACAGGAUUAUAAAAUCUGGGGUGACAAGGUAUUGAUCAAAGAAACACAAAGUGAGAAGAGAAAGAAUAACAAGAUUAGACAACUUAGAGAAAGAGUUAGUGGUUAUCAUGAAUUAGCCAAGAGAAAUUACGAAAUAAUGAAGAAAGAAAAACAAGCUUAG